Messenger RNA from Caenorhabditis remanei, 3396 nucleotides. RefSeq lists its product as uncharacterized. Lineage: Eukaryota; Metazoa; Nematoda; Chromadorea; Rhabditida; Rhabditidae. The coding region runs from base 1 to 3396 and encodes 1131 amino acids. Gene Ontology annotation, molecular function: structural constituent of nuclear pore; protein binding. Gene Ontology annotation, cellular component: nuclear pore outer ring. The transcript is spliced from 8 exons. The record is from RefSeq and is a predicted model, not a curated record. Gene Ontology annotation, biological process: protein import into nucleus; poly(A)+ mRNA export from nucleus; transcription-dependent tethering of RNA polymerase II gene DNA at nuclear periphery.
AUGCCGUUGCCGGAGCCGUAUACUCAUGUCAAAAUGGUGACAGACAAAGAGCUCGAGUUGACACUCGACAAAGUCCCGAUUGAGUAUCCGGCGCUCGUGAAGGAAGCGUUUUUGAACAAUUGGCAUGCUUCAGCUCAUCAGACAGAGGUUACGACGAAUUGCGCAUCUCUCAACGAUAGACAUUGUUGGGUCUUGUCACGGAAUCAGAUGUUCAUCUGGGAACGAGCAAAGACCUCCCACCGUGCGACCAACCCAACUCAACUGCCUCUCCCCACCAGUGGCCUUCCCCGUUCGGCUAAAUGUGUCGUCGUCUACGAUAGCUCACACAUCAGUCAGAAGACGAAACUUCCGAUUCCCGGAGUGCUUAUCAUCUCUCCAGAAGGCGUCCUCCGUCACUGGCCAUCCAUUGAAUCUCAGAAUUAUAUCGAGAAGACGUUGGAUAUCAAUAGUGAAGUGGCGUUGAGAGUGCAGAUCACGGAUCAGCCGGUUGAAGGGAAGUCGGCGUCGUUCCUGCUGACGACUACAUCAGGAACCAUUUAUUUCUUGAGUGGAGAGGGUUCGGAUUCUGGGAAGACGGGAGCUCUGACGUGCACUAAAGUGAUUGGAAGAGACUCGCGUGGAUUCAGAAGACGUCUCUCGUCGAUAAUGUUCGGAGGACAAGAGGACACGUCACUCGUCAUGAACAGUUUCCAGUAUGACACGAAGGCCGCGUUGCUCGUUGUGACGAUAUCAACGGACGCCGUGUCUGUAUACAAUAUGUUGACACCGAAAGAAGUGUGGACACUGAGAGCUGACAAGUUCUUCCAGCCGAAAGUUUGUGGAUUCUUCGAGAGUGAUUUGAAGAGAAUCGCCAAUCUCGUCAAAUGUCAACUGAUCGACGCCGCCGUGUUCCGUGAUGGUCUUCUAGUGUUGGUCGGUGGAACACAUGAAGAUUCCAAUCAAGUUCACAUGUUCACGUGCUGGUUCGGACCGAAUUGGCAGACGGAAGAGCCGAAAGAGAUCCAAUGGUCGGCAAGGAUCACACUCAACGAGUACCGAUCUGUACUCGGGAAGAAUGACCCGUCAGUCUACUCGAGUUUAACUAUUUGUAUUCCUGAGGACACGGCGAAUUCGAAGUCAGCCGACAGGACUGAUGGAAUCAUCUUCCUUCACUCUUUCUUCGCGCUCUCCGUCUACUUGCCAAUUAAUUUGAUGAAUCCACCGAAGAAAUAUCAAUGUAUCUCUCGACACGUUGCUCUUCCCGCCAGCGAUCAGCUCAUCGGAUACGCUGUCGGCAAACAAUACGUCUACACGAUCAUGUUGGAGGGUGGCAUCUCUACAGUACGCCUGUUGCCACGUGGAUUUUCAGACGGCUCAGUUAUGUAUGCUCAACAGCAUCAGAUCGCGGUGCCCUCGUUGGCUGCGGGACCCGAAGACUGGGGAGUUCUCGGUGAUUUGUUGUCGGAAAUGGUGGCGUCCGGAUUGCCGAAAACGCCGGUAUUCCAGUCGUUGCAUAAGGCAUUCGAGCUGUUCUCCGAGAAAGAUAUGGUCAAUUCGGCGAAAGAGCUGAAAGAGAUUCACAAGAUGAACGAUCAAGAGUUGACACGUGUCGUUGCUCAAUUCCUCAACGCGAUUAUCGAUUAUUCGGAUGCGGCGAACAAGACGGACACGGAGUUGCACGCGAAGAGAGUCCUCACGUCAAGAAUGAAUCUAUUUCUGAAGCAUAUGGCAAUAUUCGAUCGGAUGAUGGCGACAGAGUGUCCAGUGAUGAGAGGAGGCGUGUCGGUGCAGCGAGUCGGACCGAUUAUGCUCGGAGAGGUCAGUGAGCGUGUCGCUGCCACCGCCGCAAUCUGGAAAUGGAAGUGUACGAACGAGGCGAACGCGGCGAUAUUCGAUGUGGUCAUCGAGAAAGUUCUCCGUAUUCCAGAAGUCUCGAGUCUCGGACUGAAGGACAAGGAUGCGCUAUUCGGACGGUGCAAUCUGCUCCAUUUGAUUCCGGUCGUCGCCGCUCAACAAUUGGAUAAGAAGAUUCUGACAAAGACGAGAAAUCACCGAUUGGAAAUUUUCCAUUCGGUGUGUGAUCUGCUCAUGGAUAUUCGCGAGGCGAUUAUUAGCUGGAGAAAAACGAGAAUCGCCGUACCGAAGAUCAUUCUCUGGUGGACUGUCGAGACGUUCGUCGAUUCGUAUCGACAGGUUGCCGAGAGAAUCAUUGAGGAAUUGAAGGAGGGACAAGCGUCGGAGAGUGAGAGGACUCGUCUCAUGUUGUAUAUUUUGGGAAUCUACGAUUUCUACCUCCACGAGUCAGAUCUCCGUCCAGACAACGACAAGAUUCUCCAGGAGCUCAUAAAUCUCGGAAAGGUGCCAGACGCAAUGGAACUCGCCGAACGUCACAAAGACUUUGGACUCCUCAUCAAACACUACUUGGCCGUCGACAACCGUACCCGACAGAAGACGUUCGAACGAUUCAAGAACGCGUAUCGAAACGAUGACUUUGAGAUGUAUCUGUGUGAUUAUUUGAAGAGAAACGGACGGAACGAUGUGCUGUUGCAACAGGGCGGAGAACGAGUUGACGCCUAUUUGGACAACUUCAAAGAGCUCAGAUAUUCCAGAGAGAUUGCUAAUAAGCAAUUCGGAAAGGCUGCUCACACUCUGAUGAGUCUCGCCGACACGGAGACGAAGAGCUUCGAGAAAUUCGCGGAUUUCCUCACCCGCGCCUAUUAUUGUGCGUGUAGUUGUAGGGAUGGGACGGAUGUCUCGGAAGUCGUAGACUUCUACAAACGCCGUUACCCCGAGAUGAAGCAUCGAAUGAGAAUUCCACUGGAAAUUCUGAAAACUGGAUAUGGAGACGAUCUGGAUGUAAUGAUGUCAGUGGAAGAGAUGCUCGAGUGGAAUAUGGCUCACCAGCCGAAUGACGAGGCGACAGUCCAAGGAUUCGCUCGGGCGUUCCAUCUGCUUGCGGAUCUUCUCGUAUUCCAUUUGGAUUCUGUUGAGUUGAAGGAGAAGAUCGAGAAGACGUGGAAGGCGUUGAUCGAUUAUGAUGAGUGGACGAAGAUUCGGAAUAAGGACGACGUCGAGAAGAAGACAAUGUUCGGAAAGUUCUGCAAGUGGUUGAUCGAGGAGUUCCCGGCGGAUCAAGGAGACUCAUUCCCCGCGUGGGUUCCCCUCUCCCGUAUGAUCAUUCUCCCACAAAAUCUGGAAUUGAUUCUCGAAGAGGCGACGGCGAACACGACAGGAAAUCACUCGUCAUGGAUCAAAGGACACAUCAAAUGGGUUCAAGAGCAGCUUGUCGAGAAGGCAAAGACUCCGAAAUCCUCGUUUUUCCAUCCGGAUACCCAGGAAGUCGGAUCGUUCGGGCAGGCGGCGUUGGAAGGAUUCGGACCGAUUCUGAAGAUGAGACAGAAGAGACUUGGACAAUAA